Molecule: messenger RNA, 204 nt
Organism: Prunus armeniaca (apricot)
Lineage: Eukaryota; Viridiplantae; Streptophyta; Magnoliopsida; Rosales; Rosaceae
Source: the annotation of a GenBank genome assembly
AUGUUCUUCUGGAUACCCGUAGGAUCGUGUAGGAUUCGACGGGUCGUAAAACGGAGUCCCGGAUACUCCGGAAAUGCCAACCCUAGGGUGAGGGUUUCAGUAACCGUCCAAUUGUGCGAUCGUGAGCGGUCUAACCGUACUCCGACCCAGCAUACGCAGCAGGCGGGACCUUCUAAGGGUCAAGCUGUGUGGGACUACUUGUGA